This is a messenger RNA of Brassicogethes aeneus, 885 nucleotides long. The record is from the annotation of a GenBank genome assembly. NCBI's taxonomy places the organism in Eukaryota, Metazoa, Arthropoda, Insecta, Coleoptera, Nitidulidae.
AUGUCAAAACGAACAAGAGAAAUUUUGAAAUUAGCUGCCAGACAAGUUCAGAUUGUUGAAAAUGUUAAUAUUGAAAUUAUUGAUUACCAACCAUCGCUUUCUGAAGACAACGAUCCACAUUUAUUAAAUCAAUUCGAUGUUAUGGAAUCAAAUAUGCUGUACACCAUGGAUAUAGACAAAAAAACUGAAGAAAUUUACACUGAAACAGAAAUUACAGGCAUGACGUACUGUGAUACAUUGGAAGUAAUAGACUUAGAAAAGGAUAACUGUAAUGAAAUAGAAGUGCCAUACGCAGAAAAAACAGACAGACAAAACAUAGAAGGCGCGAUGGACACAGAAGAUGCAGGAUGGCAUGAAGUAGACGGAGGUACAUCAUUAAAUUCAGAUAUAUCGGAUGAUAGUGACUACAUUACACCCAAGUUAGUAACAUACUCAGGGUCUGACAGCAAUUGUUCUGAUGAAAUGCCAAUAAAAAAUAAGAAACGACGUAAAAAUUUCCAGGUGGACAAGUCAACGUGGUUUUCAGAAAUGAAUAGAAAGAGGCGAGAAAGUGGAAAGCGAUACUAUGGUAGAACUAAAAUAAACGGAAAAUGGACUUAUGACAUAGAAAGAAAACCAAGAAAGCUCAAAGAAAGGUGCAAGUUUAAGUAUAAAAACGGAUCUAUGAAAUGUAGUCAAAUAACAGAAGGGCAAAGAAAAAACAUAUCAGAUUAUUUUUGGAGUUUAACUUGGGGAGAAAAAAAGGUUUUCGUGGACAGUACUGUAAAGAGUGAUUUUAUUAAAAGGCCGAGAAAAGUACCAGAUCAAUCAAGAAGAAAUCACACUUUUAAGUACUUUUCAAAAAUAGGUGACCAGGAAUUAGAGUGUGUAGAACAAUGUCCUUAA